Aspergillus glaucus CBS 516.65 is the source of this 172-nucleotide messenger RNA. RefSeq lists its product as uncharacterized. The record is from RefSeq and is a predicted model, not a curated record. The annotation marks the transcript as partial. Lineage: Eukaryota; Fungi; Ascomycota; Eurotiomycetes; Eurotiales; Aspergillaceae. The transcript has a single exon.
AUGGAGGCUCUGAGACCCCGUGGUGGUGGUAUAUCACACGCGUCACCCCCCGGAGUGGGCAACGUGGCCUCCCAAUUCGCGGAAACACAAGAUAUGCCAGUCACCCCAACGCCAACCCGCUGGCGAUCUGGGAACGCGAUGCAACCUGGAAUUAAUGAAGGCAGCAUGGAGA